This is a messenger RNA of Aethalodelphis obliquidens (Pacific white-sided dolphin), 2774 nucleotides long. Its product is annotated as protocadherin gamma-A4-like. The coding region runs from base 326 to 2773 and encodes 815 amino acids. Gene Ontology annotation, cellular component: plasma membrane. Lineage: Eukaryota; Metazoa; Chordata; Mammalia; Artiodactyla; Delphinidae. Gene Ontology annotation, biological process: homophilic cell-cell adhesion. Gene Ontology annotation, molecular function: calcium ion binding. The record is from RefSeq and is a predicted model, not a curated record. The transcript has a single exon.
UGGGGAAAAAUAGAAUAGGGCAAAGAAAUGGUGUACGCAAGUGAUUCUUUAUUUACCAAGAAUAGACUGCAGUAACAGGUUAGGACUCUGAGUGUCGCUGUUCACCAAUCGGGGGAAGAAAAGAACCAGGAAAUUAAUACAAACCACAAGAUUUCUGCAUUACAAAGCACUAGCUCUGGGGCUUUAGAAAGCUUCGAACUGGACCCCCGAGAGCGCCAGCAUCCAACGGUGAAAGCACAUUAUCUUGGACCCUGAAGGUCCUUGGAAUCCUCAGGCCUCCACCAAGGGAACACCCACGAGCAAGCUAUUCCGCCGCGGGGCUAUAAUGGCGGCUUCUCCUUAUUGCCCAGACUGCAGCCGGCUGAUCGGGAUCUGCGUUCUCUUGGGGGCCCUGUGGGAAAUCCGGGCCGAACAUAUCCUCCACUCGGUGCCUGAGGAGCUGGAGAACGGCUCCUUCGUGGGCAACAUCGCCAAGGACCUGGGGCUGGAGCCCUGGGAGCUGGCGGAGCGCGGAGUCCGCAUCGUCUCCAGAGGUAGGACGCAGCUUUUUGCUCUGAACCUGCGAAGCGGCAGCUUGGUCACUGCGGGCAGGAUAGACCGGGAGGAGCUCUGUGACAGAUCUCCAAAGUGUGUAGUAAACCUGGAGAUUCUCCUAGAGGACAACGUGAAGAUUUUUGGAGUAGAAGUGGAAAUAAUCGAUGUUAAUGAUAACGCGCCCAACUUUGGGGCAGAGCAAAGGGAAAUAAAAGUAGCUGAAAGUGAAAUUCCUGGGACAAGAUUUCCUCUUCCUGAAGCUUUUGAUCCGGAUAUAGGGAUAAACUCUCUGCAGGGUUACCAGCUCAGCUCGAAUGGUCACUUCUCCCUGGAUGUGCAAAGAGGAGCUGAUGGGAUUAAGUACCCUGAGCUCGUGCUGGAGCGCGCCCUGGACCGCGAGGAAGAGGCGGUUCACCAUCUCGUUCUCACCGCCUUCGACGGAGGCGACCGGGUUCACUCUGGCACUGCCAGGAUUCAUGUAACACUUGUGGAUACCAACGACAAUGCCCCAGUAUUCACUCAGCCCGAGUACCAUGUGAGUGUGCAGGAGAACGUGCCGGUGGGCUCCAGGCUACUCACAGUAAAAGCCACUGAUACAGAUGAAGGAGCCAAUGGAGAAGUCACAUAUUCUUUCCGGAAAGUAAGAGAUAAAAUAUCCCAGCUAUUCCACUUGAAUUCUCUCACUGGGGACAUAACAGUAUUGGGGGAUCUGGAUUAUGAGGACUCUGGGUUCUAUGAUAUAGAUGUAGAAGCCCAUGAUGGGCCUGGUCUCCGAGCCAGAAGUAAGGUACUGGUGACAAUUCUGGAUGUAAAUGACAAUGCCCCAGAAGUCACAGUUACAUCUCUCACCAGCUCUAUUCAAGAAACUUCUUCCCCAGGCACAGUAAUUGCACUUUUCAAUGUGCAUGACAGUGAUUCAGGAGAGAAUGGCCUUGUCACAUGUUCUAUUCCAGAUAAUCUGCCAUUCACACUUGAAAAGACCUUUGGAAAUUAUCAUCGGUUGUUGACACACAGGACUCUGGAUAGGGAAGAAGUCUCAGAAUAUAACAUCACUGUAACUGCCACUGACCACGGAACUCCACCAUUGUCUACAGAAACACACAUCUCACUGAACGUGGCAGACGUCAAUGACAACCCACCUGCCUUCCCUCAAGCUUCCUACUUGGCCUACAUUCCAGAAAACAAUCCUAGGGGAGCUUCUAUCUUCUCUGUGACCGCCCAUGACCCUGACAGUAACGAGAACUCAAUGGUCACUUACUCUCUGGCUGAGGACAAGCUGCAGGAGGCGCCUCUCUCCUCCUAUGUCUCUAUCAACUCUGACACAGGUGUAUUGUAUGCUCUGCGCUCCUUUGACUAUGAACAGGUUAGAGACCUGCAGCUACUUGUGACAGCCAGCGACAGCGGGGACCCUCCACUCAGCAGCAACGUGUCUCUGACCAUAUUCGUGCUGGACCAGAACGACAACACACCUGAGAUUCUGUACCCCGCCCUCCCCACUGACGGUUCCACGGGUGUGGAGCUGGCACCCCGCUCCGCAGAGCCUGGCUACCUGGUGACCAAGGUAGUGGCUGUGGACAGAGACUCGGGCCAGAACGCCUGGCUGUCCUACCGCCUGCUCAAGGCCAGCGAGCCGGGACUCUUCGCGGUGGGGCUGCACACGGGGGAGGUGCGCACAGCGCGGGCCCUGCUGGACAGAGACGCGCUCAAGCAGAGCCUGGUGGUGGCGGUCCAGGACCACGGCCAGCCCCCUCUCUCCGCCACAGUCACACUCACGGUGGUCGUGGCUGACAGCAUCCCAGACGUCCUGACUGACCUAGGCAGCCUGAAGCCCUCAGCGGACCCUAAUGACUCGGGCCUCACGCUGUACCUAGUGGUGGCGGUGGCCGCCGUCUCCUGCGUCUUCCUCGCAUUUAUCAUCGUGCUGCUGGCGCUCAGACUGCGGCGCUGGCACAUGUCGCAUCUGCUCCAGGCUUCAGGCAGCAGGUUGGCCAGCGUGCCCGCCUCCCACUUUGUGGGUGUGGACGGGGUGCGGGCUUUCCUGCAGACCUAUUCCCACGAGGUCUCGCUCACCGCGGACUCGCGGGGGAGUCACGUGAUCUUCCCGCAGCCCAACUACGCGGACACGCUCAUCAGCCAGGAGAGCUGUGAGAAAAGUGGGCCUCUCCUGAUAUCUCAAGAUUUACCUGAAAGAAAAGGAGAACCCAGUCUUCAACAGGUGAGUCAGAUCUUGCCACACUGAA